Molecule: messenger RNA, 392 nt
Organism: Schistocerca americana (American grasshopper)
Lineage: Eukaryota; Metazoa; Arthropoda; Insecta; Orthoptera; Acrididae
Exons: 4
Coding region: 54-392 (112 amino acids)
Source: RefSeq, a predicted model, not a curated record
CCGCGCCUGAGAUCCUCCUGGGCAGUGGCGGCCACUUCGGCAGAACGGAGGGAAUGCUGUUGGGCGCGUGGAGCGGCUUGUUGGUGGCGCUCCUGGCGGCCUCACACGGUAACGGGGCGUGCCAGUUCCCGGGAGGGUGGACGGGCCGCUGGUUCCAGUCGGGUGUGCCGAACCUCAUCACCGUCAACGCGUCCGUGCUCGAGACCAAGGGCCGCUGCGUGGACACCGACGGCGUCGACAAGUUCCUCGUUGAAGACAGGAGCGACCGGUGCUACCGCUGUAUGGUCAUAGCAGAGCGCCACCCCAACGUGCUGCAGUACAAAGAGAGUGAGUACCCGCCGCCUCCGCUACCAGCGCUGCGCGUCUUCGUGGCGACGGCGACAAGCACCUAA